GGACUUCCUGUUCGCCUUAUCAGUGAUUCUUUCUUUUCGGACCAAUUUAUUCAUCUUUAUCAGAGGAUCAGUUCGAAUCAAUGUUUCAUAGUAAUAGUCUCAAAAGCCUUCCUUUCACGAGUUGCUUUCGCAUUUGUUCGUCAUUGCCUUCACUAUCGUCGACAGUUUUCAAUCAGACUACAUUUAAGCGAUGGUAUGAAGAUAUGCUCCUGUGUCAUAUCUUGCUUUUCAAUUCACAUCCAUAUUUCACAUCUUGAAAUGCUCUUGACUACUUCAACCUCUAAUGGGGUGGCGCCUACACUGGAAACGCAGACUCGAUCGUUCAAACUUCCAACAGCAGCUGAUCUUGUUGCUUCUGCACCUCCUGCUCUUCGACCUUAUUUACAGUUGAUGCGUCUUCACAGUCCAACUGGUUCAUGGCUACUAUAUUGGCCGUGCACCUGGUCGAUUGCCUUGGCUACUCCCGCGGGUCAUCUACCUUCGCUGUACUACCUCAUUUUAUUUGGAGCAGGAUCUGUAUUAAUGCGCGGUGCAGGAUGCGUUAUAAAUGAUAUCUGGGACAAAGAUUUUGACAAACGGGUUGAACGCACAAAGUUGCGUCCACUGGCUUGCGGAACCCUAAAUCAUCGUCAAGCAAUCUCGUGUUUAGGAGUCCUUCUUUCAGCCUCUUUUGCUAUAUUGAUGCAGUUCAACUGGUUCAGCGUUGCUGUCGGUGCCUCAUCUUUGUUUCUUGUGGUAGCGUACCCCCUUGCCAAGCGGUUCACUUACUGGCCGCAGUUUGUUCUAGGUGAGUGUCGCGCAAUCUGA
This is a messenger RNA of Strongylus vulgaris, 807 nucleotides long. Lineage: Eukaryota; Metazoa; Nematoda; Chromadorea; Rhabditida; Strongylidae. The record is from the annotation of a GenBank genome assembly.